This is a messenger RNA of Fonsecaea erecta, 573 nucleotides long. RefSeq lists its product as hypothetical. The record is from RefSeq and is a predicted model, not a curated record. The transcript has a single exon. NCBI's taxonomy places the organism in Eukaryota, Fungi, Ascomycota, Eurotiomycetes, Chaetothyriales, Herpotrichiellaceae. Bases 1 to 573 code for a protein of 190 amino acids.
AUGCCUUUCCCAAACUCGUUCAAACUCAAGACACUCCAUCUUGAUGGAUCGGCAGAGGACCGAGCGGUCCAGUUGAGAACCGCAUUGACGGAGUGGCUCGCAAAGAUUGACGACAUCGAUAAGCAUGCGAGCAUCAUCGACUUCUACAGGGCGAGCCAAGUUGCGCUGAUCGAAACCAACACCGACAUAUCGGAUGACGACCGGGAUGACUACGAGGACGCCGCAGAGGAGAAUAUCUGUCCGGGUCCUGGUUAUAAGCGUCAGGCCUACAUACUCGUUAAAGAGAAGAAGACAGGGGAAAACCAGGAGGAGAUAACGUUCUGGUACCGCCGGAGGUGGGUCCGGAACGAUACGGAAAUGUCUAGGCUUGUCGUCGAGACGUUGACCGCAGAGAUGAGCGAGACACCAGCCAUGCAAGAGCUUGAAACACCCAACAAACUGGUGACGGCCGGACCCGAGACGGUCAUCAACGACUCCCGCAACGUUGGACACUUGGCAGCGCCAGCCUCCUCGGCCUCCGCCCCUGGGAGCUCCGCUACCGCCUUUCCCAUUCGCAGUCCGGCUGAGAAGUAA